AUGACAUCAGGAGUCAGGGGGUCCCACCCCAGCAGUGGCCAUAUUCAGUUUGUUCCACAGAACAAUCCUUUUGCAUUGCAGACCUUGCCCGCGCCACCCCAGAAAGUGCAGGACUGGACCUUAAGCAGGAGUACCAUCGGCAGACCUGACGAUGUAACUCUUCCACCUCAAGAGAGAUUCCAGAUUUUAAGUUUUCUGGGGCAAAACAUUGAGGUCAAUAAAAAACUGCCCCUGCUCUCCUAUGUCCACCUGAAAAAGGACAUCAUACAGAUGGCAGAGAAUUAUGAAAAACAGGGCCUUAUACAGGAAGCGUUUAUAACGUAUCACAAAUUCUUAACACUAUUUGUGGAGAAACUAAGAAAAGGCCCAGAAUAUAACAACAUCCUUUCACAAAGACAAAAAUCAAAAAUCAAAAAGUGUAUAAAUAAAGUAUUUGAAAAAGCAGAUACCCUGAAGAUCAAAAUACUAGAACGUUAUGGCAGGGAAUAUGAAGAGUACCUGGCAGAUAAGAAAAAAAGACAAGAAGUGGAAAAGAACAAGGCCUUCUUGGAGGAUAUCAGAAGUAUCAUUAAACACUCCUCAGAAUUAACCAAUCAGAGUUCUCUUCAGACAGCAGUGGUGUGUGACUCACAGGGAGCUUUUACAGAGACUGUCUGCACCACAUCAAAGUCUGGACCUCCUUGUGCAGAGACUAAGGAAGAGAAAAGCCCCAUUCAGAACACCAAAGGACUCCUUCCUGUGGUCCUUCCCAAGGACCUGUGUCAAAAGUUCCUCCGUUCAGCAUGGGAGAACACCAAAAGAAAGAGAGAAACAUGUGGAGUGCUAUGCGGCAAACUGGUGAUUGACAAGUACAUCAUUUCACACAUCAUUAUCCCCAUGCAAAACGGAGGACCUGACUAUUGCCAAGCUGAGAACGAAGAAGAAAUUUUAUUCCUAGAAGAAGAACUGGGCCUUAUAACGCUAGGUUGGAUCCAUACUCAUCCCACCCAGCCAGCCUUCUUGUCAAGUGUGGAUGUACACACACACUUUUGUUACCAGCAGAUGCUGCCAGAAUCAAUUGCAGUGGUGUGCUCACCCAAAUACAAACAAACUGGAAUUUUCACCCUGACACCUUGUGGAUUGGAAGAAGUAUCACUCUGCCCCCGGAGGGGGUUCCAUUCCCAUAGACAUGACUCAGUCCUAUUCCGUGAUUGCAGUCAUGUAAUCAUCCAAAAAAGCAGUGUGACCAUCACGGACUUGCGAUGA
Molecule: messenger RNA, 1245 nt
Organism: Chionomys nivalis (European snow vole)
Lineage: Eukaryota; Metazoa; Chordata; Mammalia; Rodentia; Cricetidae
Product: STAM-binding protein-like
Exons: 10
Coding region: 1-1245 (414 amino acids)
Biological process (GO): protein K63-linked deubiquitination
Cellular component (GO): membrane; endosome
Molecular function (GO): metal-dependent deubiquitinase activity; protein binding; K63-linked deubiquitinase activity
Source: RefSeq, a predicted model, not a curated record